Molecule: messenger RNA, 4865 nt
Organism: Hyposmocoma kahamanoa
Lineage: Eukaryota; Metazoa; Arthropoda; Insecta; Lepidoptera; Cosmopterigidae
Gene: nompC
Product: serine/threonine-protein phosphatase 6 regulatory ankyrin repeat subunit B
Exons: 19
Coding region: 1-4809 (1602 amino acids)
Biological process (GO): GPI anchor biosynthetic process; calcium ion transmembrane transport
Cellular component (GO): membrane; glycosylphosphatidylinositol-N-acetylglucosaminyltransferase (GPI-GnT) complex
Molecular function (GO): protein binding; calcium channel activity
Source: RefSeq, a predicted model, not a curated record
AUGACGUUUGAGGCGACUGGCAUGACGCCACUCAUGUACGCCGUGAAGGACAAUCGCACCUCGUUCGUAGAGCGGCUCAUCGAUCUUGGAUCAGACGUCGGCGCAAGAAACAAUGAUAACUACAAUGUGCUGCACAUAUCGGCUAUGUACUCGCGAGAGGAUAUUGUCAAGCUACUGCUGGCCAAACGAGGAGUUGACCCUUUUGCCACCGGGGGAAGCCGACAACAAACUCCGGUGCACUUGGUGGCGAGCAGGCAGACAGGCACGGCCACGAGCAUCCUGCGCGCGUUACUCACUGCUGCCGGCAAGGACAUACGACUACGACCAGAUGGGAGGGGUAAAAUCCCGUUGCUGCUGGCGGUGGAGGCGGGCAACCAGAGCAUGGUGCGGGAGCUACUCUCGGCGCAGACCGCAGAACAACUGAAGGCUAGUACACCGGCUGGUGACACAGCCCUCCACCUAGCAGCCAGGAGACGUGACGUAGACAUGACGCGUAUUCUGGUGGACUACGGUGCUUCAGUGGAUGCAGUCAAUGGCGCGGGGCAAACUCCGUUGCACAUCGCGGCUGCUGAGGGAGACGAGCCUUUGGUCAAAUACUUCUAUGGCGUUAGAGCUAAUGCUGGUAUUGCGGAUAACGAAGAUCGGACACCUAUGCAUCUCGCAGCAGAGAAUGGGCACGCAACGAUCAUUGAACUCCUUGCUGACAAGUUCAAAGCAUCAAUCUUCGAAAGAACAAAAGAUGGAAGCACUCUGAUGCAUAUUGCGUCGCUGAAUGGACACGCUGAUUGUGCUAUGAUGCUGUUUAAGAAAGGAGUAUAUCUACAUAUGCCUAAUAAGGAUGGUGCGCGUAGUAUCCACACAGCAGCUCGGUACGGUCACGUCGGGAUCAUCAACACGUUAUUACAGAAAGGAGAGAGUGUCGAUGUAACUACCAAUGACAACUACACAGCUUUGCAUAUAGCAGUGGAGUCAUGCAAGCCAAUUGUAGUGGAGACGUUGUUAGGGUACGGCGCAGAUGUACACAUACGAGGCGGUAAACAGAGAGAAACACCUCUACACAUCGCCGCCAGAAUUCCAGAUGGUGACAAAUGCGCGCUGAUGCUAUUGAAAUCAGGUGCUGGACCAAACAAGACAACCGAGGAUGGAAUGACACCCGUCCAUGUAGCUGCUAAGUUUGGAAACCUGGCUACGUUAUUGCUGCUUUUGGAAGACGGUGGAGAUCCUUUAAGGAAGACCAAGACCGGUGAAACUCCUCUGCAUAUGGCAUGUCGGAGUUGUAAACCAGAUGUGGUUGGGCAUCUUAUAAAUUUUGUAAAAGACAGCAAAGGUGAAAGCGUCGCAACAUCCUACAUCGAUGCCGUCGACGAUGAUGGGGCUAGUGCCUUACAUUAUGCAUGCAAAAUCACAAAGGAAGAAGUUAAAAUACCUGGAGCAGACAAAGAUGUUGUUAAAUGCCUCAUAGAGAACAAUGCUAAUGUAACGCUUACAACAAAACAUAAUCACGAAACUGCAUUCCAUUUCUGUGCUAUGGCAGGAAACAACGAAGUAAUGAGCGAAAUGAUCACUCACAUGUCCGCUGCUGAUGUUGGUAGAGCGCUGAACAGACAAAAUUCCGUCGGGUGGACACCUCUUCUAAUUGCUUGUCAUAGAGGACAUAUGGAACUUGUGAAUAAUUUACUAGCAAAUCAUGCUAGAGUCGAUGUUUUCGAUAUCGAAGGCCGAUCAGCCUUACAUUUAGCUGCUGAACAUGGAUAUUUACAAGUCUGUGAUGCGUUGCUGACGAAUAAAGCGUUCAUAAACUCAAAAGCAAGAAAUGGACGGACAGCACUACAUUUAGCAGCAAUGAAUGGUUAUGCACAUUUAGUAAAGUUUUUGAUAAGGGACCAUAAUGCAAUGAUUGACGUGUUAACUUUGAAGAAACAGACUCCGCUACAUUUGGCUGCUGCUAGUGGUCAAAUGGAGGUUUGUAAAUUACUACUUGAACUGGGAGCAAAUAUUGAUGCAACGGAUGAAAUGGGUGAAAAACCAAUUCACGCAGCUGCACAGAAUAAUAAUUCUGAAGUAGUACAGCUAUUCUUACAACAGCAUCCAAACUUAGUCGUAGCAACGACAAAAGAUGGAAACACUUGUGCUCACAUAGCAGCCAUUCAGGGUUCGGUGAAAGUGAUAGAGGAACUGAUGAAAUUUGAUCGUACUGGUGUGAUAACUGCAAGAAAUAAACUAAAUGAUUCGACUGCAUUGCAAUUAGCUGCUGAGGGCGGCCACGCAGAUGUAGUAAGAACUUUAGUAAGGGCUGGAGCCUCAUGUACUGAUGAAAACAGACAAGGUCUUACAGCUGUACAUUUGGCAGCGCAGCAUGGACAUACAAACGUGUUAGAUGUAAUGAGAUCGACAAAUACCCUGCGGACGUCCAGUAAAAAGUUAGGGUUGACUCCGCUCCAUAUUGCUGCUUACUAUGGACAAGCUGAAACGGUUCGAGAGUUGCUGUCCUUUGUGCCCGGCACAGUAAAAUCAGAAGCUCCUACAGGCAUGUCUCUAGUACCAGUAUUAGGGGCAGAAUCCGGUUUGACCCCUCUACACUUGGCUGCGUAUAAUGGCAAUGAGAAUGUAGUGAGGUUACUAUUGAACUCCGCUGGUGUGCAAGCUGAUGCUGCCACUACUGAGAAUGGCUUUAACCCCCUUCAUCUGGCAUGUUUUGGAGGACACAUGUCAAUUGUUGGUCUGCUUCUUAGUAGAUCUGCAGAAUUAUUACAAAGUACAGACCGACAUGGCAAAACUGGUCUACACAUAGCUUCCACAUACGGACACUAUCAGAUGGUGGAAGUGUUACUGGGUCAGGGUGCUGAAAUCAAUGCAACAGAUAAAAAUGGCUGGACUCCUCUACAUUGCGCAGCUAAAGCUGGACAUUUAAAUGUUGUCAAACUGCUCUGUGAAUCGGGAGCAUCACCAAAGAGUGAAACGAAUCUAAACUGUGCCCCCAUAUGGUUCGCGGCUUCGGAAAAUCACAACGACGUAUUAGAAUACUUAUUACAUAAGGAACACGAUACGCAAUCAUUGAUGGACGAUAAAAGAUUUGUCUACAACUUAAUGGUUUGCUCAAAGAAUCACAAUAACAUUCCAAUAGAGGAGUUCGUGUUGGUGUCACCGGCGCCGGUCGACACUGCCGCUAAGUUAUCGAACAUUUACAUCAAUUUAUCUACAAAGGAAAAGGAGCGUGCCAAAGAUCUUAUAGCUGCUGGUAAACAAUGCGAGGCGAUGGCUACGGAGCUGCUGGCGCUGGCCGCUGGCGCGGACUCCGCUGGUCAUAUCCUUACUGCCACUGAUAAUAGAAACAUCGAGUUCUUGGAUGUGCUCAUUGAGAAUGAACAAAAGGAAGUUAUAGCACACACAGUCGUUCAGAGAUAUCUUCAGGAACUCUGGCGAGGGAGUCUCAAAUGGACGGGCCUCCAAAUUAUGUUCCUUUUUGUCGCAUUCAUAAUCUGUCCACCAGUUUGGCUGGUGUUUUCUCUUCCACUAGGCCAUAAAUACAAUAAGAUUCCAAUAAUGAAAUUCAUGUCGUAUUUAACGUCUCAUAUAUACCUCAUGGUAUUGCUAGCCUUAGUAGCGAUAACUCCUAUUUAUAGUUCUAUAUUUAGGGAGAGCCUCGUACCGCGGUGGUACGAAUGGAUGUUGCUUGUGUGGUUGAGCGGGCUGUUGCUCUUUGAGCUCACCAAUCCCAGUGACAAGUCGGGAUUAGGAUGGAUUAAAAUAGCUGUAUUGUUAUUAGGCAUGAUAGGUGUAGCGACGCAUGUCGUUGGGUGGAUUUUCGUUCAGCCCAAGUAUUGGCCUACUCUUAUGUACUGCAGAAAUCAAUGCUUAGCCUUAUCGUUCUUGCUGGCUUGCGUCCAGAUUUUAGACUUCUUAUCCUUCCAUCACCUCUUCGGUCCUUGGGCGAUCAUUAUCGGUGACCUGAUGAAAGAUUUGGGCCGGUUUCUUGCCGUGUUAGCAAUUUUCGUGUUCGGUUUCUCAAUGCACAUCGUCGCGCUUAACCAACCCUUCAGGAAUAUUCACAAGGCGGAAGACAAUAAGUAUGCACGACAACAGAGGAGAAAGAUCUUUUCCGACGCGACGUUGUCACCGUACGAGGCGUUCGAGAAAUUGUUCUUCGCCAUUUUCGGCCAGAUCACGCUCUCAGACCUGAACUACAUCUCCGACGUGCGCCCCUUGUGGACACAGAACCUGUUCAAGCUUAUCUUCGGGAGCUACUUACUGAUGUCGGUCGUGGUGCUCAUUACGCUCCUUAUUGCGAUGAUGUCGGACACUUAUCAGCGCAUACAGGCACAAUCGGACAUCGAGUGGAAGUACGGUCUGUCGAAGUUAAUCCGCAACAUGCACCGCACCAAUACUGCGCCCGCGCCGCUUAAUCUCGUCACCACUUGGCUCAUGUGGCUAAUCGCGAGAUGCAAGGAGCGAAUGACUAAGAAGAAGCGACCAAGUCUGGUGCACAUGAUUGGUCUGAACCGCCAGGACCAGAUGAGCGCAAGAUCGAAAGCUGGCGCCAAGUGGCUCUCCAAAGUCAAGCGAGGACAGGUUGUGCCCAAAGAUUCAACCCGCCUAUCCGUGGUGCACCUCAGUCCCAUUGGAUCUCAAUUGAGCUUCAACAAUAUGACGAGAAUAGAAAACGUAGUUGAUUGGGAAGUCAUAGCAAAGAAGUAUCGAGCUCUAUGGAGGGACGAGCCAGAGGAGCCUAUUCUCAAAGAGAGCGAAACCGACGCUGCUGAUGACGUCUCCGAAAUAGUUGCUAAUAAUGUUGCUGCUGCCCCGCCUUGAACAACACAAUAUAUCUUUUGGGAACAAAUGAACAAAGGUCACAAAACGGACCAAUA